UAGCUACAUGUAUAUGCCGCAUUCUUCAUUCGCUGGAGAGUUUUGUUUCUUUGUAAAGAUAUUUGUCAUCAAAUAUGCCGGAGAGGAAGAAAAUAAUUUCAACGAUGAUUAACUAUUAUGGCUAGAGUUGUUUAAAGAUCAGUGUUCGAACAGAGAACACCUCAGAAAUUGGCUUCGUAGUCUUUGAGUUAGCUUAUAGUUAAGUCUACAAUCAGCUAACCUGUGAUUACUCCAUCUUAUCGACCAAAAAUGGGACUUAUUGAUAUGGAAUUGAUGUUUGAUUUACUGGAUACGGACAUGAGGGGUUAUCUGACCUCAAAUCAGCUCCAAGAUUUUCACGAAUCGCUGUAUUUCUCUCCGAUCGAUCCUCGACAAAUCGAAGCUGCCAUAAGAACAGUUUGUGGCAGUUCUUCUCGCGGACUUUGUCCACGAGAAAAAUUUAUGGAUGUGUUAGACGACCUUGACCGGAGGAAAAGUCUCGAAGAAAAAAUUUCUUGGGAUUUUAAAUCACUUGAUAUCGAAGGAAAAGGAAGAAUUUCUCUCAAAACCGCGCUGUUGCUUUUCAAAGCUGUCCACAAUGAAUUGUUUUCAAUGAAGACCUGGCGAUCAUUUGUUUCUCAGCGGGAAUAUCCCGAUGCAGAUGUAUGUUUUGAUGAGAUCAAGAUGUUCUUGUGUAACUUGGUUGAUGGUGGUCCUUGUGAGAAAGAAGAGUUUAACGAGGAGGAGAGGGAUGUUGGUUUGCGGUGUGUUGAAAAUGAGUACAGGAAUCUGAAGGAACUAGAAAAGUUUCAGGAGGAUGAGGCAUCCCUAGCUGCUGAAGAGAGGGAGAGAAUGCACCAGGCCAACAAACUGAAACAAGGAGCUGAACGACGAACCAAGCGACUGGAUCAUGAGGGUGUUGUGGCCCUGCUGCAUGAGGAUGAAGAGUGGGAUGAGAAAGCUGCGAAGAAAGCAAGACAGAAAGUCACAGCUACAGAUUUGAUACAAGCUCUACGAACAAAGUAUGAGAUCUUGCGUGACAAACUCCUUUUGGAGAUGCUGAGACAUCACAUUGGUGAAGGAAUGUGGACAGUGUUAUCUGAAGAUGAGCAGCACGAACGCCUCAUGCAGUUGAAAAUGCGUGUUCAGCGUCUACGUAAAGACAGCAAAUUAGACGGCGCCAAUUCCCUGCCUGGUGCUGGUCUCACAUUCUUCUUCAAUUUGUCGGCAUUGAUGGGUUUCAGUAGAAUAGGAGAUGAAAUUCAGCAGCAAAAAGAAGCUGAGAAAAUCAAAGAACUGGAGAAGGAAGGGAAAAGCAACAAGGAGAUAGAGGAAGAAAUGCUCAGGUCUCGUGAAAAAGCUCUACAAGGACACGCCAAGAGUGAGCAACUUCUGAUAGAUCUGGAGAAGCGUUAUCGCCAGGAUAAAGACGCCAUAACUGCCAAAUUGAAAGGCGCUGGUACAAAUACCAUGACAGCGGAGCAGAAGCUGACUGAGUAUGGACUCAUUCUAAGAGAGCAGUUACGUGCCCGAGAAGAAGGGAAGUUUGAGAGUGCUGGUUUAGCUGUGGGAAUUGCUGAACGCGUGAAAGAGCAGGUGCAAAGACCAAAAGAUGACCGCAAACGACAGGAACAGCUUGGCAAAGAGCGCCUUACACAGCGGAAGGGCAGGAAGCUGCCAAGAAACUGGAAGGGAGGGGAACUGGACUUCAGUACACCAGGAGAGGCGGGUUUAGUUGAUGUGUUGGAGGACACUGUCAGAGCAUUGGAGAGGAAACACGCCAUGGAAAGAGAGCUGCUUAUUUACUUAUUACAAGGCCGGGAAAGUGUACAGGCCCGCAGUGCAGCUAAGAAACUAUCUCCAGUCAUGGCUGAUCUUCAGCAUUACCAGGAAGUGGAGAGUCAGAUGUUGUUGACACUGCAUAGCAAGGACAUGCAAGAAUUGAUUCGUCUUCGACAACUGGAGCACCAAUCAUGGCAAGAGGAGUUGCUCGACGGGAUAUCAUCUGUUCUUCUUGGCACAGAAGAAAAUGUCUCUCAAGAGGAUGAACUUCUCCAGGCUUUGGAAGAAAAAUACGACACGCUUAGAGACAAGCUGCUUCUUGAAGCCUUAGAGAAACAAAUGGGCGCAGCCGAAUGGGCGCAUCUCUCUGAACGAGAAAGACAGGCUCGGCUUGCUAAGCUAAAGCUACAGGAGAGACGUCUGAGACAACAAGGGAGGUUUGAUGAUGCAGCGGCUCUGUUAGGUGAAGGACUUAAGAAUGCUGAGACUCUGCAGGCUCUUUUGGGAGAAAACCGACAGCGUUAUUUAGAGCGACUUAAGGAACGCCUAGAGAGGCGCCAGAAACGACUUGAAGAAGGGUUGGAUCCUGACGAAGAAGAUGAGGAAACCAUGCGACUUUUAAAUGAAGAAGAAGCCGUCAGUACUGGCAACAUCUUAAAAGACCUGCAAAACCGUUUUGACGAGGAGAAGGAUGCACUAUUACGAGGACUACAGGAGGAACAAGACCGGAAAGCUGCAGAAAAACGUCGUCAGGCUGAACUUGUGAGGCUCAAACGCGAGAAAAGACAAGCUGAACAAGAAUCACGGUUUGAUGAAGCUGCGCUGGUACUGGGGCUGGCGGAAAGAAACAGACAGAACCUUGAAGAAAAGUUACGCCGUGAUCGGGAGCGUCAAGAACAGCUAGCAAGGGAACGAUUGGCGAGAAGAAAGAGACGAGGAAAACCUGAGGAGCAGGAAGAUGACGAUGAACCAGAUCCCGAUAAAGAUGAUUUACAAGGCUGGCAGGACGCUGUGUUGAAGUCACUGGAGAGAAAACACCGCGCAGAACAGGAAUUCUUGAUGGGAUUGCUUCAAGAUGAGAGCAGCGAGAGCAUGCGGGAAGAAGCCAGAACUGUUAGUGAAGACGACAGACUUAAAAGACUCAGUGAGCUCAAAGGGAAGAGAGAGGAACUUGACUUGGGUGUUAAAGCUGACCAACUUCUCCAUGUCGACAUCCUGGACAUGGCCGCUGCUUACAAAUUUGAAGUUCAGCGAUACAGACUGGGUAGUGAAAAGGAAGGUGAAGUGAACGAUGAAGAAGUUACAGUCGCUAUGAUGGCUGACUUACAAGAAGAACAAGACAAGGAGAGUGCAGGAGUCCUAGGAAAUCUUCAGGAAAAGCCACAGUCUUGUUAGAGUAUGAUGGGACUGGAUCAGACAAGGAUUUGAUCUCAGCUCUGGAUCAGAAAUAUGACGCGCUUAAAGACAAACUCUUACUGGAAGCUAUCAAGAAGCAGUUAGGAGACGCCGAAUGGGCGCAGCUGUCAGAGCAGGAGCGGCAGAAAAGACUUGUGAAGCUCAAGUUAGAGGAACGACGACUGCGGAAGGAAGGACAAUUGGAUGAACUGCACCGUCUGCUGGGAGAAGGAUUUGAAAUGGACGCCAAUCUAAGAAAAUUGAUGGGUGAAAACAAAGCAAGGUACGAGGAAAAACUGAAGGAGCGACUAGCAAAACGGAGGGAGCGAUUAGCUCAGGGAUUGACGCCUGAUGACGAUGAUGAGGCAGAGUUGGAGGAUGGUGAGGCGGAAGGAGAAGGAGUAACAGAUUUGAAAGCUAUCUUGGAAGAUAUGGACAAAAGAUACGAGGAAGAAAAGGAAGCGCUGAUGCGUAGUUUACAAGGAAAAGACGAACACUUCAUGAGCGAAAGACAGAGACAGGCUGAACUGGCUCGUCUGAAACGAGAGAAACUGAAAGCGAAACAAGAAGACAAGUUUAUCACGGCCGCGUUGGUACUGGGACUGGCUGAGAAACAGAAAGCUGCAGUGGAAGAAAGGCUUCGUCAAGACCGUUUGCGACAGGAACAAUUGGCACGAGAACGACUGGAACAAUUGCGUAACCGCAAAAGAGCCAAAGAACAAGAGGCCGAGGAGAAACUGGUGACUGACGGGGAAGUCAGCGUCUUACAAGAAGCUGUAAUGAAGGCGCUGGAACGGAAACAUCAGGAUGAACGGCAGGCUUUACUUGACGUGUUGCAACAAGAAAUGCCAGAAUUAGCUGAGGCCGCCGCGACGAUGACUCAACAACAGCGAGAGAAUUGGCUCCAGCAGAUCAGCAUGAAAAUGAAAGGUCUUGAUCCAGCCGACAAAGAGGCCCGUCAUAAUUUACUCGUGGAAGCUGCUGUUUUUAAAGUUGUAAACCGACAGAAGUAUCUGGAACUGUCGCAAGAGGAAACUGUGAAGAAAGAUGAUGUUAUUGUGUCGCUGUUGGCAGACUUGCAGCAGGAACAGGACCAAGAAAGCGAAAAACUUGUGAAUGAAAUGCAGGACAAGGAUAAAACAGAGUUAGUGCAACUUCAAGAAAACCUCUUCCAAGCGCGAAAAGACGCCUCCCAACCGAACGUCGUUGCAGUUGUCACGCAAGCUGAAAUCUGGGGCACGGCUAACGAGCGUGACCUGUCACAAGCCCUGAAUUACAAGUAUGACGUGUUGAAAGACAGGCUACUGCGUGACGCUCUUAUGCAACAAGUUGGCUUGACUGAGUGGGAGGCACUUUCUGAGAAUGAUCGUUUUUCCAGACUGGCGCAGAUGAAACUGAAAGUACAGGCUUUACAAAGUGAAGGAAAACAAGACGAACUGAAACAGCUUUUAGGUGAAGCAGCAGCCAUUAAUCUCAUGUCACUGAUGGGUGCGAAUGGCACGCAGCAGAAGCAACGGCAGAAUGAACGACAACAAAAGAGGGAGGAAAGAAAAUCUCAAGGAAUGUCAGACGAGGAAAUUCUCAAACUCGAGGCUGAAGAAGAUGUCCAAGCUGAGGAAGAGGCGCUUAAAAGAUCCACCGGGAGUACAGUUCAGGAUCUUGAGAAUCGUCUCAGUAUUGAAACAGACAGCCUGUUAGCUGACGUUCGCGGGGCCGACGCUAAAUUUGAAAGCGAGCAACACCGACAUGCGCAGUUGGCGCGAAUCCGUCAUGAGGAGAGGCAGGCCUUGCAGGAGAGCUCGUUCCAACCUUCCGCUCUGGUGCUUGGACUUGCGCAAGCUCGUCAGGUUAACAUGGAUAGCAGCUCCAAACAGGAUCAGGACCGCCAAAAGCAAUUGGCCCAAAAGAGAUUAAUCGCGUGGCAACAGAAAGACCAAUCAGAGAUGAAUAAAGUUAAGGAACAGCUGAAGGCAUUGGAGACUGGAAGCGAACCCGAAAUAGUCUCCAGUACGAGCAUUGGAGCUCUGCAGGAGGCGGUGUUGAAAGAAAUGGAACGCAAACAUCUGUGUGAGCUCCUAGUUCUAGAACGUUUGAUCAGCGAAGAAAAAGAAAGUGACCUCAGGAAAGCAACUCAACAACUUAAUAAAGAACAACAACAAGAGAGGCUAUUCGAACUGAAGGAACUACGAAAACAGUGGCGGGAGUCUGGACCCGAAGAAAUGACAGAGACCGCUGACGAGCAAGAAACGAUACUGCGAGAAGGUGUAGGCUUGAAGCUUGAAGUGAGCCGUGAGGAACUGAGGCAGAAGGCUGCAGGGGAAGGAAAGGAACUGGGGCCGGAUGACGAUUCUGUGUCUCUACUCGCCGCCCUUCAGCAACAUCAGGAACAAGAAGCUGAAUAUUUGCUGCGAGAUCUUGCUGUGAAGAAUCCCAUGGUGCUUAAGCAGCUUCAAAGCGUGCACUCGAUGGCUUGCAAAGAACGUUGGUACGACAAUCUGGCUGCCUGUGUGUUGGGUCUGAAGAGAAAACAAGCUCGCCUCACAACGGAGGAAUCUGCAGAAGAGGAACUGGUAGAGGCACUGGAGCAGAAGUAUGACGCCUUGAAGGACAAACUGCUGACAGAAGUCCUCAUGAAACAGAUGGGAGACGCGGAAUGGGCGGCUCUGUCCGAGAGGGAGAGGCAGGCCAAGCUGCUGAAGCUGAAGCUGCAGGAGAGGAGGCUAAGGCAGGAGGGAAAGUUAGACGAGGCCUCUAGGUUACUUGGCGAAGGAAUGAAACACGACGCAGCUUUGCGCGCCCUGAUGGGCGAAUCAAGGUCGCAACAAAAACAACGUCUGCAGGAAAGACUUGAAAAGCUACGUAAGAUGAGACAACAGGGACUUUGAGAAGGAUCGCGCAAGACAGGAGCAACUUGCUCGUGAGCGCAUCGCAGCCAUCAAGGCUCGUCGGGCGGCAAAUAGGGAAAAAUCUGAGGAAGAGGCACAAAAGGAACUGGAGGAGAAACUUCUGAAGGAGCAGGCAGAGGACAGUGAGAUUGACAAGAGGAACGCACUGGACGUGGAGCAAGGAGGACUGGCACUACUACAGGAGGCCAUUUUGAAUGAGGUGGAGAGAAAACACUCUUCAGAACAAGAGGCACUCACAGACCUCUUGGCCAAAGCUGAUGCAGAUCAAGAUGGUUUAGCCGCAGCCAGGUAUUUAACUGAGACAGAACGACAACAACGAGUGGAUGAACUAGGCAAUCAGAGGAGAGCUUGGAGAUUGGAUGCAGUUCGGGAUGCAAUGCAAGCUGUUCCUGAUGAAUUACAAACAGAGGAAGAGAAGAAGGCUAACGCAACUCGUAUUGCUGAAAGCCGAGCUAAGCACAUGAACUUCUUAAAAGAGGCAUUGGUUCUCCAUAUAGAGACCAAACGAGCACAGCUCUUAACACAAGGAGUUGACGAAGAGAAACUUCAAGAAGAAAUAUCUGUUCUUAUCAUGGCUGAUUUACAAGAAAAGCAAAUGACCGAGAACAAUGCUGUUGCCAACAUUUUGGGCGCCGACAAGGACGAGUCUGUCUUGGCGCGAAUCAGAACUGAUCAGCGCAUGGCACGCCGAGAAGGAUGGAUGGACAACUUGGCUGCAACUUUAAUGGGUUCCCGUCCAGUGAGAAAAAGAAGCACAACUCUGGCGCCGUCAACUAUGAUGGCGAAUCUGGCCGAAGCAGACGAGGAAGAAGUUCGUUUGGAGGAAGAACAGGAAGCUAAGCUGGCAGAGUUGGAAGCUGAGAUGGAGAACGAAAAAGAAGCUCGAAAGUUGGCUGGAGCCACAGAAGAGGAGAUACAGAGAGCAAUGGAGUUAUUACAGAAACAGCAUGACGCUAAGAGAAAGGCUAUGGCGGCUGAUGUAGAGAGACAGCGUAAUAUGGUGCGGCAAAGGCUGGAGGCCAAACGGAGGAAACGAGAAGAACAACAGUACGAAGAAGACAUGGCGGCUUCUAUUGUGACAAUGGCCGAGAAACAGUUCGCUCUUAUCCGAGAGAAGACAAUGUUGAGAAGAGAAGGACAGAAAGACACGCUAAAUGAACGCUUGGCGCGUAGAAGAGCAGAGCGUGAAAAGAAAAAAGCCGAGGAGGAAGAGGCCAGAAUAAAAGAAGAAGAAGAAGCGACCAGAAAGAAGGCUGAGGAAGAAGCAAAGAAGGCGGAAGAACCGAAACAGGCUCCAGCGGACUAUCCAUUACCGGGCGGCUUUGCUAUGAAGCGAGAAAAGACAGUGAUAGACGUAGAAGUUUCCAAAGAGAAGCAACAAGAAAUCCUAUCAUCUCUGUUACGUGAACACACCAAUGUUGGAAUGAAGUUUGAACGAGAGAGAACUCGUCAAGAGGAAAUGCUGAAAGCCCGGAAAGAAAGGAAAAAGUCUCGAAUUGAACGAAAACAGGAAGAGGUGGCGACCAUUAUGGGUCUGGGAGAGAGACAGAAGACAUUUGUGGAGCAACAGAAGAAAGAAGAGCGCGAACGUCAAAUUACCAUGGUUCGCGAGCGAAUCGCGCGUGUUCGCUAUGAGCGCACGAUGACAAUGCGCGAACCCAAAGAUGAGAAAGCACAAGGUUUUGAGAGUCUGUUAACAGAAGAAGAGAAAGAAGGAUUGUCUGAGGAGGAGAAAAUGAAACGGAUCGCCGCAAAAAUGGAGGAGAAAUUCAAGAGUGAACAACGCCGUGUGUCAACCGUUUCAGCGCUGGCUCCUCCCAGCCAAUCAUUCAGCGCCAGCGCCAGCUCAGCCGAAACUUCGGAGGAGGAGGGUCCUCAUACGGAACGUGCAUCACAGCUCCUAGACGAAAAGAGCCGAAAUAAAAAACUGAAGGAGCGUAUGGCGUCACGCAAAAGAGAGCGACGCAGAUCUGUCGCGCCAACCUCCGGAGAAGACGGUGGUGCUGUGGGUGGGGCUGACGAGUGAUGGAGCAUGAUGUUAACCCACAGAUCAGCCCCUGAGCUGGCAGGACCAGUGAAAACUUCCUAUUUAUUUCUGGUGUUAUUUAUUGAGUUGGUCUAGUUUUUUUAGUCGCAGUAGACAGGCUUUGGUCAGUCUUCUAGUUUUUAUGUAAAUAGGAUUAAUGUAGCAAACAAAAAAUUAGGAAAUUGUUUCGCUCAGUUUACAUGCUUAUUAUCGUAACUUCCACGGUUAGCUAACGAAGGAAAAAAAAAACAAUCAUGUAUUUUCCAGUACUUAUUUUUCACAUUUGGAAAGACUGCCGUUUGAAAAAGACUUUGCGCUGCGCGUAGUAGUAUUAUUGGUAGACCGAUAGUCACAGUAGUUGUGAUUUUUGCGUUAAAAAACAGUAAUUAAAACGAACUAUUUUUGAUGUUA
Molecule: messenger RNA, 8499 nt
Organism: Pocillopora damicornis (cauliflower coral)
Lineage: Eukaryota; Metazoa; Cnidaria; Anthozoa; Scleractinia; Pocilloporidae
Source: RefSeq, a predicted model, not a curated record